Malania oleifera is the source of this 1025-nucleotide messenger RNA. RefSeq lists its product as uncharacterized. The record is from RefSeq and is a predicted model, not a curated record. The transcript has 2 exons. NCBI's taxonomy places the organism in Eukaryota, Viridiplantae, Streptophyta, Magnoliopsida, Santalales, Ximeniaceae. Bases 103 to 600 code for a protein of 165 amino acids.
AAAACAAGCUACCUCUCCCCAAUUUAAAUACAACCAUCUGCAUGUGAAGUGAUGAGAGUGCGCUCAGAUUAAAAAGCAUAUAUGCAUGCUGCUUAAUUAAACAUGUUCAACAAAGACCAACACACCCUCUCUUCCUCUUCUUUGAGCCCUAGAAUCUCCUUUUCCAAUGAUUUUGCGGACACCCAGCAAAUUUUCAAGCCCGAGUUCAGCUACAGAGAAGCUCCAGUUUCUUCGGAUUUCGAAUUCUCUGUGAGAAAUGACUCCAUGAUGUCUGCAGAUGAGCUUUUCUUCAAAGGAAAGUUGUUGCCUCUCAAGGAAAAUUGUACCAAUAGUAAGCAGAUAAGGAAGAAGACCCUGAGAGAUGAACUCCUCGUCGACGACGAUGGCUUUGAGGAUGCGCCAAUGAGCAUGGCGAAGGGUUCAGGCCGCCGGAAGGAGUGGUUGGGUCUAAAGAGAGUCCAUAAUUUGUCUAAGAAAGCAAAUGCUGAGGGAAAGGGGCGUGGCAUGUUGAUUCAUGAGGAGGUGCAGCCUAGCAGGACAGUGCAGGAACUGUUAAGUGAAGGAGGAUCAAGCUACCAAGAAUUGGGGUCUGGAAUGUGAUGACAUCGUUGAUGAUUAACAAGGUGAAAUCGACACUUUGGAAGCAUAUUGGCAACUUCAGGGACAGAGGGAGGGAGAAAGGGUACACAUUUUUCUGUCCAACAUAGAAAAAUUUAGAUGCUAUGGAGAUCCAAAACCCAAAAUAUUUUGGCGUUUGUUCACUGUUGUAUUCGUCUUUGAGCCCAUGUGUAACCUAUCCAGUGAUGUUUAAUAUGCAGUAACGAAAUGAGUUAAAGCCAAAUGAAGUGAAGUAAAAAUUGUAUGAUGAAGAUGUAAAAAUGAAGUAAUCAAAUCCAAUUUUAUUCCUUCUGAUUCUUAGAUACCAAACCUUUAAGAACUCUAGCUUGGUUUGGAACUUCUUUUUUUUUUUUUUUGUAUCUUGUCUCCUUGAAUAAAAUAAUAAAGAUUAGUCAUUUCAGAUGCCA